This is a messenger RNA of Aureococcus anophagefferens, 1002 nucleotides long. RefSeq lists its product as hypothetical. Gene Ontology annotation, cellular component: cytoplasm. The record is from RefSeq and is a predicted model, not a curated record. NCBI's taxonomy places the organism in Eukaryota, Pelagophyceae, Pelagomonadales, Pelagomonadaceae. The coding region runs from base 1 to 1002 and encodes 333 amino acids. Gene Ontology annotation, molecular function: hydroxymethylbilane synthase activity. Gene Ontology annotation, biological process: heme biosynthetic process. The transcript is spliced from 2 exons.
AUGAUCGCGGCCCUGGUAGUGCUCGCCGCUGGCGCUUCGGCGCUCGAGGCAACACCCCUGCGCAUCGGUACGCGCGGCUCUCCGCUUGCGCUCGCUCAGGCCUACAUGACGCGGGAGCUGCUGAUGAAGAACUUCCCCGAGGAGCUCGGCGGCGAGGGCGCGAUCCAGCUCUGCAUCAUGAAGACGCAGGGCGACAUGAUCCUCGACAAGGCGCUCAGCGAGAUCGGCGGCAAGGGCCUCUUCACCAAGGAGCUCGACGUGGCGCUCCUCGGCGACGAGGUCGACAUCUGCGUGCACUCGAUGAAGGACGUGCCCACGUGGCUCCCCGCGAAGACGGUGCUGCCGUGCAUGCUCGAGCGCGAGGACACGCGCGACGUCUUCAUCUCGCCGACGGCCAAGAGCCUCAAGGACCUCAAGGACGGCUCCGUCAUCGGCUCCGCGUCGCUCCGGAGGCAGUCGCAGAUCCUCGCCAUCAACCCGACGCUCAAGUGCGUCAACUUCCGGGGCAACGUGCAGACGCGGCUCCGCAAGCUCGACGAGGGCGUCGUCGACGCGACGCUCCUCGCCUACGCGGGCCUCAAGCGCAUGGACAUGGCCGACGAGGUCACGGCCGUCCUCGAGUGGGACGAGAUGCUCCCCGCCGUCGCCCAGGGCGCCAUCGGCAUCCAGUGCCGCGACGACGACGCCCGCGCGCUGAAGUACAUCGCCGCGCUCAACCACGAGGAGACCUUCACCUGCGUCUCCUGCGAGCGCGCCUUCCUCGCGGCCCUCGACGGCAACUGCAAGACGCCCAUCGCCGGCCAGGCCCGCAUCGUCGACGGCGAGCUCCUCUUCGACGGCCUCGUGUCGUCGCUCGACGGCCAGCAGAUGUACCGCGCGACCAAGACGGGCGCCCCCGCCGACGCCGAGAAGAUCGGCCGCGAGGCCGGCGAGGGCAUCAAGGCCGAGGCCGGCAUCGAAUUCUUUGAGUGGCUCAACCAGGAGGAGCCCGUCAGCGCGUAG